This is a messenger RNA of Alternaria arborescens, 651 nucleotides long. RefSeq lists its product as hypothetical. The transcript has a single exon. The coding region runs from base 1 to 651 and encodes 216 amino acids. NCBI's taxonomy places the organism in Eukaryota, Fungi, Ascomycota, Dothideomycetes, Pleosporales, Pleosporaceae. The record is from RefSeq and is a predicted model, not a curated record.
AUGUCUGCCAGUCACUACGAGCCAAGCGAAGAAACGCAUUCGGCUGAAAUGAUGUACACACCACUCGACGAAGAUUUAAAUCAGGUCAGAAUUCUUCAUUUGAACGCAGCAUCUGACGACGAACACGCCAUUGCAUGUCAUAUCAGCAUUGCCUCACUGGAUGACCCUGCCAUCCAGUACGAGGCUCUGUCAUACAUCUGGGGUGACCGCAACAACGACCAAACAAUUACGAUCGAAGGAAAACCAUGGAAAGUGACUGCAAAUCUAUUCAAAGCCCUAGGGCACCUCUGGCACGCCGACAGAUCCCGUACGCUAUGGGUUGACGCAGUUUGCAUCAAUCAGGACGACACUGACGAGCGCGGCCAUCAGGUGUCUCACAUGGGUGCUAUCUUUCGUAAGGCAGAGACGGUAGUGAUCUGGUUGAGUGAGGCCUGGCCUGGUGUGAAUGAUGCAUUCAAUUUCUUCACUAUAGCUGGGCAGAAUCCUGAGCUCCAUGUCAAUCGCGCAUUGUCCCCUUCCCUUGCGGGACAAGGAGUGGACGUAGAGUCUUGGCGAGUCAUCCAAGCAUUACAGCAUUUCGCGAGUUUCGCGUGGUGGGGCCGGAUGUGGACCGUACAAGAGAUGGUUCUUGCACAGCAUCCCGUAUUCUAG